AGGUAAAGAUUACGCCAGGCAGUUCCUAACAUAAAGCUUCCACUGCAGGAAUGAGGUUUUAUCACACCUGCAAGCUCCCAGGAAGAAUUAUGGGGAUCCGACUACUUCACUUCUCUUCAGUAGUGAUCCUUUUGUUAUUGCUUGUGGCGGGUGCAUUAACUGCUUUGUUACCCAACAUUAAGGAAGAUAAAAUGCUCAACCUGCGUAGGGAAAGAAAGUCCCAAGGCCAGACUGCCUCGGAUUCAUUCACUCUUAUUAUGCAAACAUUCAACAGGACUGAUUUGCUCUUGAAGCUUUUAAAUCAUUAUCAAGCCAUUCCCCAUUUGCACAAAGUGAUCGUUGUGUGGAAUAAUGUUGGGGAAAAAGCCCCAGAGGAGUCUUGGAAUUCCCUGGGACCUCACCCUGUCCCUGUUAUCUUCAAAGUGCAAACUGCAAAUCGCAUGAAGAACAGACUCCAGGUUUUCCCUGAGUUGGAUACCAAAGCUGUUUUGAUGAUGGAUGAUGACACCCUAGUUAGCGCUUAUGACCUCAUUUUCGCUUUCUCCAUUUGGCAGCAAUUUCCAGAUCAGAUCGUGGGAUUUGUUCCUAGAAAGCACAUUCCCAGCUCUUCAGGAAUAUACAGCUACGGGAGCUUUGAGCUACAGAGCCCUGCCGUCGGCAGUGGGGACCAAUACUCCAUGGUUCUAAUAGGAGCAGCAUUCUUCAGCAGCGAAUACCUAGAACUCUUUCAAAAACAGCCUGAAGCUGUGCAUGCCAUGAUAGACGAGACUCAAAAUUGUGAUGACAUUGCCAUGAAUUUCUUAGUGGCCAAACAUACCGGAAAGCCUUCGGGCAUGUUUGUGAAGCCAGUAGACAUCAGGAAUUUGGAAAAAGAAAGUAACAGUGGCUACCCUGGAAUGUGGCAUCGGGCAGAACACUUGCUCCAGAGGUCUUACUGCCUAAAUAAAUUGGUUAGUAUCUAUGGCAACAUGCCCUUAAAAUACUCUAACAUUAUGAUUUCUCAGUUUGGUUUUCCUAACUAUGCUAAUCACAAGAAUAAAAUGUAAGGAUGCCCUGGAAACAAA
Euleptes europaea (tarantolino) is the source of this 1064-nucleotide messenger RNA. It is a transcript of the gene EXTL2, whose product is annotated as exostosin like glycosyltransferase 2. The coding region runs from base 51 to 1046 and encodes 331 amino acids. Gene Ontology annotation, cellular component: membrane. NCBI's taxonomy places the organism in Eukaryota, Metazoa, Chordata, Lepidosauria, Squamata, Sphaerodactylidae. The transcript is spliced from 4 exons. Gene Ontology annotation, molecular function: glycosyltransferase activity. The record is from RefSeq and is a predicted model, not a curated record.